AUGCUUCCUACCUACGGCAUCCCCACCGCCAUCCGUACUAUACAUUGGAUCAUGAUGGUAUAUAAGACCCUGGGCCCAAGCCGCCCAACUAGCCCGGGCAGCGGUGCUCCACAACAUCGGCGCAUCCUCCUUCGUGGGCUACUACCACCCGGCCGCCGGCCUCCGCAUCUCGGCGGUCGCCUCCCUCCAGCCCAGCAGCAACGGCAGCCGGUCCUUCUCGACAACAUCGGCCACACGGCUCAAGGACUUCUUCCCGCCAAGGAGACGGAGCAAAUCCGCAGGACAGCCCCGGCAUGGCCGCACCCGGGCUAUACCGAGCAGCAGAUGCACGAUAUCGUGCCUGACCACCGCGAGCCGCGCACCGUCGGCGAGUGGACGGCCUGGAAGUUUGUCCGUCUAGCGCGGUGGUGCAUGGAUCGGGCGACGGGGCUGGGCAAGGAUCAGCAGGUCGACAAGAAGAACCCGACAACGUCGCUAGUUGCUGACCAGCCCCUGACCGAAGCGCAGUGGCUGGUGCGGUUCAUCUUCCUCGAGAGCAUUGCUGGAGUCCCGGGCAUGGUAGCCGGCAUGCUGCGGCACCUCGGUAGCCUGCGCCGCAUGAAGCGCGACAACGGCUGGAUCGAGACGCUGCUCGAGGAGAGCUUCAACGAGCGCAUGCACCUUCUGACCUUCAUGAAGAUGUCGGAGCCGGGCUGGUUCAUGAAGAUCAUGAUCCUCGGCGCCCAGGGCGUCUUCUUCAACGGCAUGUUCCUGUCGUACCUGAUCGCUCCCAAGAUCACCCACCGCUUCGUCGGGUACCUCGAGGAGGAGGCCGUGCACACUUACACGCGCUGCCUCUAUGAGAUCGACCAGGGCCUCCUGCCCAAGUGGUCUGAUCCCAACUUUGUCAUUCCUGACAUUGCGGUUCAGUAUUGGAAGAUCCCGGAGGGACACAGGACGAUGAAGGACCUGAUUUUGUACAUCAGAGCCGACGAGGCCGUUCACCGAGGCGUCAAUCACACCUUGGGCAACCUCAACCAAAAGGAAGACCCCAACCCCUUUGUCAGCGAGUACAAAGACGGCGAGAAGCCGAACGCUGCGCUGAGAGCCCAGGGGUUCGAGCGCGAGGAGGUCAUCUAG
Colletotrichum spaethianum is the source of this 1119-nucleotide messenger RNA. Its product is annotated as alternative oxidase, mitochondrial. Gene Ontology annotation, molecular function: alternative oxidase activity. The transcript is spliced from 4 exons. Gene Ontology annotation, biological process: alternative respiration. NCBI's taxonomy places the organism in Eukaryota, Fungi, Ascomycota, Sordariomycetes, Glomerellales, Glomerellaceae. Gene Ontology annotation, cellular component: mitochondrion. Bases 1 to 1119 code for a protein of 372 amino acids. The record is from RefSeq and is a predicted model, not a curated record.